Arachis duranensis is the source of this 2056-nucleotide messenger RNA. Its product is annotated as putative FBD-associated F-box protein At5g56820. The transcript is spliced from 5 exons. Lineage: Eukaryota; Viridiplantae; Streptophyta; Magnoliopsida; Fabales; Fabaceae. Bases 559 to 1923 code for a protein of 454 amino acids. The record is from RefSeq and is a predicted model, not a curated record. Gene Ontology annotation, molecular function: protein binding.
UCCUGCAUUUUGACUUGGAACCAAAAUUGAAUCCUCUAAACCCAGACACCCGCAGACAGCAGAGACCCACUCUCGAGCCUCCCCUCCAGCCCUCCACUCUCACCUCUCGCUCUCAGUUCCCACUUCCCAGUCUCCACCUCGAGCUUCCGGCGCAACCUCCGUCCUGCCACCGCCGCCAUCGCAAGGUCCGUGGAAGUCACUCACCGUCGCAAGUUCCUUUCAGCCAGCUUUCUUUUCAGCCGUCGAAAUCGCAGCCACCGCCGGCGCCAGUUUCCAUCGCAACCUUCCUUCCCUUCCAUCGCGCAGCCACCGUGCGAACGUGGAAGCCUCCGUCGUGCAGCCACGCCGCCGCCGGUGCUAUCUCUGUUCCACCGCAGCCACUGUCCUGUUCGAAGCCCGUUCGAAGGUGCGCCUUGUCUCCGUGUCUCUCUCUUGCGGGCUCUGUUGAAGGCUUCUUCUAGCUUCUAGGAAGACGACCUUGAACUUCCGCCGUCUUGUCGCCGUCCGUCCUCCACUGCGAUCGAAGAUACAAAAUUGACAAAAGGCGAAUCCAUCAACAUGGAUAGGAUCAGUAACUUACCGAACUCUAUCCUUUGCGACAUUCUCUCAUACCUCCCAACAAAACAAGCUGUAUCCACCAGCAGCCUCUCUCGCAGGUGGCGCCAUGUUUGGAAGGAUGUCCAAGUCCUUGACAUACGUGAAGAACCCUUUUGUUCCUCUGGGGAUCCCAGCUUAGAUUCUUUUGUCAAUGCUAUUCUAGCUCAGCGCAAUGCAGAUUUGUACCCCAUCAAAAAGCUCCGCCUCACUUGCAAAAGUUUUACGGUGGAUCCCAUCUCAACAUCGCUUAAUGCCGUCAUUGGCCCCUGUCUUCAGGAACUACAUCUCAGCCUUAAAGUAAACGUAAUGUUUAGAAUGAACUUGCCUAAAGCCAUAUUCACUUGUACAUCACUUACGUCCCUUGUCUUGAAACAUGAUAUUUCAUUGAAUUAUGGUCCGGAGUUUCCAGAUGUAUAUCUGCCAUCCCUCAAGAACCUAGAGUUGCAAAUUGACGAAGUGGACAACAAGUUUUUUUCUGGCUGCCCUGUUCUUGAAAAUCUUGAGCUCAUUCUACAGCACAUGAGCUCAGUCUGCCCAGAAGGUUAUGUUUAUAUACCUACAAUUCAGAUGCCUCACACAUUGAAGAGUUUAACCUUUGAAGAUUACUCUACCUUGUGUCAUGAGAUCAGCCAUCGUGUGAUAGACACACCAUCUCUUGAAUACCUCCAUCUGAAAAUAAUGACGUCGGUGUUUUCUGAGCUACACAUGUCGGUUAGCCAUUUUCCCAACAUGGUGGAGGCACAUGUUGAUAUUCAGGAAUGUGAGUCACGUGUUAAUAUUAACGGUGCAUUUUUUGAACAUGUCUGUUGGGUGCCCAUGCUUCUCCAGGCACUUCGUGAAACAGAGUUGUUGACAUUGAAACGUUACACAACUAUGUGCUUAUUUGGUGCUCCAGCUUUCAAGUUUCCAGAAUUUCACUAUUUGCUCUAUCUAGAGCUUGAUUUUCAAUUUUUCAACACAAACUUCCUGCUAAACUUCCUUCACAGCUGUCAUGUACUUGAAGCUCUCGUAAUUUAUAAUUGGGAGAAACUCUAUCACCUCCCCAUGGACUAUAAUGGACCAACACCACCAACCAUGGUUCCCAGUUGUGUGACAUCACAUCUCAAGAAUUUUGAGUUUAUAGAAUAUCAAGACGCUGCAGAUGAGCGUGAAUUUGUUGCAUAUCUUUUACAAGAAGGACUUGUUUUGGAGACAGUGACAAUUCAACUUAAAUCCAAUUUAGACCUAGAGACAAAGGACAAUAUUGUCAAGGGUUUAUCUGCUCUACCGAGGGGCUCUACAAUAUGUCAGUUAAAUUUCUUUAAAAUCCCAUUUAACAUGGUAUGAACUCACACUAUCUCUAUCCUUAUCCUCUGUUGUUCGUUGAUCAAAACUGUUGACAAAAUAUCAUGUUGGAGUCUUAGAGUUUUAUAUUAUUAAAGUUGCACAACAUUGAAAUAAAUCAAAAAAAUUUUGAUGA